AUGUCCUGUACAGAAUGGAAACGUGAGCCUACGAUGCUAGACGUGGUUUUCGGGUUCAUGUUGCCUUAUCGACCGCCACGCAGCGCGCUGGGCGCGUUUGUCUGGCGGCGACGCAUGUGGCUCGAGAUGACCUUCGCGUUGUCGUCGGUCGAUGAUGGAGCCCUGGAAGAAGGUGCUUCCUGCUUCUUCUGGACGCUGUUCGCGCUCCUCACUGCUGGGAUCUACCUCUACCUUCCACACCACAUCUCCUACAUGUGCCAACGCGCGAAAUACUACCUGUUGGGACGCGAG
Messenger RNA from Laetiporus sulphureus 93-53, 291 nucleotides. RefSeq lists its product as uncharacterized. NCBI's taxonomy places the organism in Eukaryota, Fungi, Basidiomycota, Agaricomycetes, Polyporales, Laetiporaceae. The annotation marks the transcript as partial. The transcript has 2 exons. The record is from RefSeq and is a predicted model, not a curated record.